GGAGAAUGGAGUAGCAGAGCAAUAGAGUGGGGAGAAAAUAUUAGUGAGGGGAGAGCUAGCAGUGACUUUCUUAAAGGAAACUCCAGGAGGGGGAAAUAAGGAGGAAUAAUGCACUAGAGGAAGGAGGCUGAUAGUCGUUACAGAGAGCCAGCAGCACCUAUAGCAAUUGACAUCCUGCUGCAGUGCCGCUACCUUCGCUGAUUGAUACGGUCAAUGGAGCUGGAAAAUAUUGUUGCCAAUACUGUCUUGCUGAAAGCCAGGGAAGGGGGUGGAGGAAAGCGCAAAGGCAAAAGCAAAAAGUGGAAGGAAAUCUUGAAAUUCCCUCACAUUAGCCUGUGUGAAGAUCUCCGAAGAACAAUAGAGAGAGAUUAUUACAGUUUAUGCGACAAGCAGCCAAUUGGAAGGCUUCUCUUUCGGCAGUUCUGUGAAACUCGACCGGAGCUUGAGUGUUGCAUUAGGUUCCUUGACUCGGUGGCAGAGUAUGAAAUUGCUCCAGAUGAAAAACUGGGAGAGAAAGGAAAGGAAAUCAUGAUGAAAUACCUCACCCCAGAGUCCCCAGUUUAUGUUGCAGAAGUCAGUGAAGAUCUUGUGCAGCAGACUGAGGAAAAACUCGAAAUCAGCCCCUGCAAAGAGCUGUUUUCUCACUGUGCAAAAUCUGUCCUUGACUACCUAAGUGGAGAGCCAUUUCAAGAAUACCUAAACAGCAUGUACUUUGAUAGGUUUCUGCAGUGGAAGUGGUUGGAAAGGCAACCAGUAACGAAAAACACAUUUAGGCAGUACAGGGUACUAGGAAAAGGUGGUUUUGGGGAGGUCUGUGCUUGCCAAGUCCGAGCAACAGGGAAAAUGUAUGCCUGCAAAAGAUUAGAGAAGAAGAGAAUAAAAAAGAGGAAAGGCGAAUCCAUGGCAUUAAAUGAAAAGCAGAUUUUAGAAAAAGUCAAUAGUCAAUUUGUAGUUAACUUAGCCUAUGCCUAUGAAACAAAGGAUGCACUGUGUUUAGUUCUGACUAUAAUGAAUGGGGGUGACUUGAAGUUCCACAUCUACAACAUGGGAAACCCAGGCUUUGAGGAGGAGAGAGCUUUGUUUUAUGCAGCAGAGAUUCUUUGUGGCUUGGAAGACCUGCAUAGAGAAAACACAGUAUACAGAGAUUUGAAGCCAGAAAAUAUCCUGUUAGAUGAUUAUGGCCAUAUUAGAAUAUCUGAUCUGGGUCUAGCUGUUAAAAUCCCGGAGGGUGACUCAAUUCGUGGAAGAGUAGGAACAGUAGGGUAUAUGGCUCCAGAAGUCUUGAACAAUCAGAGAUACACCCUCAGCCCUGACUACUGGGGGUUAGGUUGCCUCAUUUAUGAAAUGAUUGCUGGACAAUCACCAUUUCGUGGCAGGAAAGAGAAGGUAAAGAGAGAAGAGGUGGACAGGAGAGUCCUGGAGACAGAAGAGGUGUACUCCCAUAAAUUUUCUGAGGAGGCAAAGUCUGUCUGUAAAAUGCUACUAACCAAAGACGUGAAGCAGAGGCUUGGCUGUCAGGGGGAAGGUGCAGUGGAAGUGAAGAAGCACCCAUUCUUCAAGAGCAUGAACUUCAAACGAUUAGAGGCAGGAAUGUUGGACCCCCCCUUUGUCCCGGAUCCCAGAGCAGUGUACUGCAAGGAUGUGUUGGACAUCGAGCAAUUCUCCACAGUGAAAGGGGUUAAUCUGGACCAAACAGAUGAUGAUUUCUAUUCCAAGUUUUCCACAGGAUCCGUAUCUAUUCCAUGGCAGAAUGAGAUGAUAGAAACAGAGUGUUUUAAAGAGCUAAAUGUGUUUGGACCAAAUGGUACUAUUUCACCGGACCUAAACAAAAGCUACCCCCCAGAGCCACCCAAGAAAGGAUUACUACAUAGAAUAUUUAAACGUCAGCAUCAAAACAAUUCAAAGAGUUCACCGAAUUUAAAGGCGAGUUUAAAUCACCACAUAAAUUCAAACCAUGUAAGUUCAAACUCCACCGGAAGCAGCUAGUUCGAACUCAACUUUCAUGAAACAACGUGUUGCAUCCUUCCACUAUAAUCAAUGGAGCUUCUAAGGAUGAGAGCGCAUCCACCGUUGAGUUAAAAAAAAUAAAUGAUCUCCCAGCAGUGGAGAUAUUCUAUCCAUUCCUUCCAGUGGAGCCUCACAUUUUAUGAAGAAAUUUCCACUCAGGUCUGUUUUUGGAGGUGGCACUCAAGAUGGUGUGAAUCAGAUUUGUCUAUUUAGAACACUGCAAUAGAAAUUCAACGAACAUGACUACUUGCACGUAUUUAAAUAGCAUCAUACUAGAACUGAAUUUUGUCUUUAUUAUUUUUAAAGAAAAGUUUUGUAAAUUUCUCUAUUGUCUCAGUUUACAUUUUGUACAUUUGUAUUUAAAUGAAAGUCAGACUUUGGGGUGUAUAUUUUCUGAGCAGCAGUUGUAAAGCCAUGUGUUUUAAGACUUUUUUUUUUAAAAGAAAUGUGACUCAAGACUUCCAGAGCCUCAAAUGAGAAAUCAUUCUUUUUAGUAAGUGUAGAAAAUUAUUCAUAUUUCACUUUAUCAAGUUGGUUUUACUGACAUGCAUUUUUAUGGCACAGUUUAUUCUUAAUUAUUUUACAUCUGUAUAUUUGGCUUACAGCAACACUGCAUACAUUUUUCCUCUUUGUUGGUUUGUAAAGUCUUGUAUUAAAUGCUAUAAAACAUAGUCAAGACUUUGCCGCAUCUAAGAAUACUAUUUGCUAUGUCUGAGGUUUGUAAUGUCAUGGGACCAGCACUGUUAAGAUUUGCACUUAUUUUUGUUGUUAGAGCAUCACAAUAUUUAUUGUUUUUAAUGGAACCCUGUUUUAAGACCUCCUCCUCCUUUUCAAACUUUUUUUUUACUAUUGCUAAUGAGAGAAAGAACAAAUGUUAGCAAGGGGAGAUAAGAAAGACAAGUUGUCAUCAGUUCUUCAAAGACCUGAAAUCCUUCACCCAUAGAAAUUAACAGCAAAGCUCCCAUUGAUUUCAGUGAUACAGGAUCAGGCCACAAGUGAGAGGCUUUUAUGGCAGUUGCUUAUGUCACACAGCUACCAGGAGAUUGACUCAAUAGCCCUGUCUGUGCUGGCCAGGGAAGCUAUAGGGGACAGAACCAAGCCAGGAAGGUUCGGCUCUGGAUCUCAACUUUUCUACAUCCAUUAUAUCCAUUCUGGCCCAUGUCUACUUUCAAGUGAGCUGUUCUAGAGCCCUUGGGCUGCAUGGCUUCUUUUCUGGCCCCCUGAACCAGUGAUGAAAUAGCUGUUCCAGUACAGUUAGCUGAUUUCAGUGCCCAUUGUAAAACAGUAUAGUUUGCCUUUUUUGAUUUCACAAUGCUUCAUCUCAAGUACCCCAUAGCAUUGUUUUAAACAAUCGUCCCACUGGUAUAGAUGGGCUCAGUCAGGUUCAAUAUCCAUACUAUGAACCAGUUAA
Messenger RNA from Gopherus flavomarginatus (Mexican gopher tortoise), 3418 nucleotides. It is a transcript of the gene GRK5, whose product is annotated as G protein-coupled receptor kinase 5. The coding region runs from base 214 to 1986 and encodes 590 amino acids. Gene Ontology annotation, molecular function: ATP binding; G protein-coupled receptor kinase activity. Lineage: Eukaryota; Metazoa; Chordata; Testudines; Testudinidae. Gene Ontology annotation, biological process: regulation of signal transduction; signal transduction; protein phosphorylation. The transcript has 16 exons. Gene Ontology annotation, cellular component: cytoplasm. The record is from RefSeq and is a predicted model, not a curated record.